Messenger RNA from Setaria italica (foxtail millet), 474 nucleotides. RefSeq names its product U-box domain-containing protein 8-like. Lineage: Eukaryota; Viridiplantae; Streptophyta; Magnoliopsida; Poales; Poaceae. Gene Ontology annotation, molecular function: ubiquitin protein ligase activity. The record is from RefSeq and is a predicted model, not a curated record. The coding region runs from base 1 to 474 and encodes 157 amino acids. The transcript has a single exon. Gene Ontology annotation, biological process: protein ubiquitination.
AUGGCCGUGGCGCCGCCCAUGCCAGCCGCAUUCCGUUGCCCAAUCUCCCUGGAGGUGAUGCGGUCACCGAUCAGCCUCCCCACCAGCGCCACGUACGACCGCGCCUCCAUGCAGUGGUGGCUCGAUUCCGGCCACCGCACCUGCCCCGCCACGCGGCUGCCGCUAGCGUCGACGGACCUGGUCCCGAACCUGCUCCUGCGCUGCCUCAUCCACCUGCACGCGGUCACACUACCGCCUUCGCCAUCACCCGAGCAGGUGCUGUCGCAGCUCGCGGCCGCGGACGGCGGCGCGGAGAAGGUCGUGCGCUCGCUCAUGGCCAAGAUCGCGCCGGAGAAGGGGAAGCGGGCGUCCGUCGCGUCCGCCGUCGCCGUGGACCUCGAUUCCGCGGUGCCGGCGCUCCUCUUCUUCGCGAAGGGCGGGGCGAGCGCCGACGCGCGCGUGGACUCCGUGAGGAUCCUGGCUCCCUUGCCGUGA